Molecule: messenger RNA, 1995 nt
Organism: Cordyceps militaris CM01
Lineage: Eukaryota; Fungi; Ascomycota; Sordariomycetes; Hypocreales; Cordycipitaceae
Product: serine/threonine protein kinase
Exons: 2
Coding region: 1-1995 (664 amino acids)
Biological process (GO): protein phosphorylation
Molecular function (GO): ATP binding; protein kinase activity
Source: RefSeq, a predicted model, not a curated record
AUGGCCACCGCCUCCACCACCAAGAAGCGCGCCCUCCUUGACGCCGAGCGCGCCAACGCCGCCGCUCUCGCACACACCCUCGCCGCCUCCCAGCCCCCACCGCCCUAUCAUCUCCUCGAGCUCAUUGGCAAGGGCUCCUUUGGGCGCGUCUACAAAGCCCGCACCACCACGUCUUCUCCCUCGCUCGUCGCCGUCAAAGUCAUUGACAUUGAGCGGGGCGAUGCCGCCGCGCCCGGCCUCGCCGACACGCUCGCCGACCUGCAGACGGAGCUCCGCGCGCUGCGCGCCCUCGACGACGCCACCAAUGUCAACCACGUGCUCGAGGCGCUGCUCGUCGGGCCCGCCGUCUGGCUCGUCGUCGAGUACUGCGCGGGCGGCAGCGUGGCGACGCUGAUGCGGCCGGUGCGCGACGCCGCCGGGACCGGAACCGGCGGGCUGCGGGAGCGACGGCCGCGGCGCUGGCGUGGGGUCCACGCCCGCGGCGUCAUCCACCGCGACGUCAAGGCCGCCAACGUGCUCGUCGCCGAAGACGGCCGCGGCGUGCAGCUCUGCGACUUUGGCGUCGCCGCCAUGCUGCGCGGCACGGCGGAGAAGCGCAAAACCCUCGUCGGCACCCCGCACGCCAUGGCACCCGAGCUGCUCGCCGGGAGCAGCAGCGCUGCUGCUGCCGGCGACGGCUACGGCACAGAAGUCGACGUCUGGGCGUUUGGCGCCCUGGCGUACGAGCUGGCGACGGGCCGCCCGCCAAACGCCGCGCUCGGCAUGGGCCUCGCCAAGCUCGGCCGCCAGCUGCAGAUGGAGAUGCCGAGACUGGUCGGCGACGCCCACUCGGCGGGCCUCAAGGAUCUGGUGGCGUGCUGCCUGCAGCGGGACCCGGCGGCGCGGCCGACCAUGGAGGCGGUGCGGCGACACGCGUACCUGGCGGACACGGAGACGCGGUUCCCGACGGCGUCGCUGGCGCAGCUCGUGCGCGCGUUCCGCCUCUGGGAGGCGCAGGGCGGCGACCGGCGCUCGCUGUUUGCCGAGGGCGGCGCGGCGGGCAUGUCCGAUGGCGGCGCCGAGCACGAGGACAGCGACGACGACGACGUGCUCGACUGGAACUUUAGCACAGCGGUCGAGGCCGACGUCGAUCAUGUCCUCGACGCGUCUGACAGUGAGGCCCUGGCAGGCGCGUACGGGAUUGACAGCCGUAGGGAGGAGCCGCAGCAGACGUAUCGACGGCGGCGGCGGGCGCCGCCCAAGCACGCCGCCGCCGCGGCGGUCAAGUCGCCGCUCGAGAAAGUGUUCGACUCCAACACGCUGUCCAACUACGACGAGUACUCGCGGCAGUACUACGCCAAGUUCCUGCCGGCGCCGGUGCAGCAGGCGCUCUGGCAGAACGGCGUCGCGCCGGCGGAUGGUGCGGACCGGGACUCGCUCAUCGACCUGGACCUGUGCCUGGUGGUGGACAGCGGGAACAGCAGCAGCAGCAGCAGCGACAGCAGCAGUAGUUCGGCGUUUAGCUCCGUAGACCUGGGCACGGAGACGAUCCGGCCGGGGCCGCUCGGAUGGGGCGAGGCGGGGGAGCCGCAGGGCGAUGGCAGCAUGAGACGCGCGACGCAGGACUGGAAGUUUCCCAGCUUCUUUCCGCAGCCCGCUUUGGAAAGCAGCCGCUCGCCGCCGCCGCGCUGGGACGAGGCGGCGGCGGCGGCGGUGGCAUCGGAUGCGUCCCACAGCCGCGGCGAGUCCCUGGACAGCUUGAUCGACCUAGACUGGAGUGUCGCGCCGCCGCCGCCGUCGAUGAACGUGGAGUGUCGCCGGGCUGCGGACACGCAGCACCGCCCGCGGGAGCCGCCGGCCCCGUUGGCGCCUUUGCCGCAAGUCAUGCUCGGGCAGGCGGGAGACGAGCAGGUCAAAGACGAGCUCCGUCGACUGACGGCCAGCUUGUCCGAGCACCUGCGCUACGCCACCGUGCAGCUGGGCAGUCUGCCAGUCGGCCGAGCGAGUGAAAAUUGA